Neurospora tetrasperma FGSC 2508 is the source of this 2196-nucleotide messenger RNA. RefSeq lists its product as uncharacterized. The transcript is spliced from 6 exons. The record is from RefSeq and is a predicted model, not a curated record. The coding region runs from base 1 to 2196 and encodes 731 amino acids. Lineage: Eukaryota; Fungi; Ascomycota; Sordariomycetes; Sordariales; Sordariaceae.
AUGUCAGCCAUGGAUAUCGUUUCCACGGUGACCAUCCUCAUCAACCUUGGAAUGGAAAUCAAAGCUUCAGCUGCUGACUACCAAUCUCUCUUGUUGAAGGUGUUUAAGGACCCUGUGAACGAGGACAUCAUCCAGGCCAAUGCGUCAGAGUUCAUAAUUAUUCUGAAUAUCCUGGAAAGCAUUGGACAGUCGUGUAAAGAAUGCGCAAAGGCGUUGGAUAUCGAACUUGCUGGAGCGUCAAUUGCGACCAAGACCGAGUCGGGUGGGAAGAAGUUUUUCAAGCGGAUAUGGGCUUUCAACAAGAUUCCCGACCUUCUCGCGGACAUUCAACGCAAGGCCGAACAACACCAGCGGGCAUACAGCGCGGUGUCUAUCGUAUUUCUCCAGCACAUCAAGGUGCAACAAGGACGGACGAGUGGGAAGGAAAUUGUUGAAUCAUCCACCGUCGUACGAAAACCGACUAACCAUGAAAACUUGCUCGACCUGGACGUCAGCACGAACUUUGCCAACAUCGACCGGAUCGUGGGAAGCCUCAUGAAGGAAUGUGAAAAUCUUCGGCGACGACUCCAGGAGGCUACUUUGUUUCCCGACCCGUCGGUGGUUCAAGAUUAUCAAGCGCAAAACCCAGAAGCAGCAUCGUUUUGGAAGGAUCGGUUCCAAAAAGAACAACUCAACGCCUCGAAUCUUCGCUACGAGACGUUAUACGUCUUUUGGGUACGCUUCGUAUAUGAGGUAGAUACGUUAUUUGUUCUCAACAAAAUACCGACCGGAGUUUUUUACCCUGGAGACAUCGACCUCGUUCGCCAGCAAGGAUCUUACUAUUGGAUCGAUCAAGGGGGCACGCGUCGUCUCUCUACAAUCCGGCCUUUCUGGCUCCCGGCUCUUCGGUCUGCUCUCGAUCCGCUACACAAGGGUUAUGUCAAGCCUCACGACUAUUUCAAUCUUCUCCAAGACUCCUCCUUGUCUGACACGCUGAGAAGACUGGCCCUCGAAAACGCAGGCUACGGGACACUUGUCGAAUGUGAAAGGGCAUCGGGUGAUCUUCCCUUGCCGGCAGCAAUUGAGUCCCCUUCUGAUCACGUCGGUUGGAUCUCUGCGCAAAUCGUGGCCGUUCCAACACCUGAGGAGCUAGGAAUUGUUACCGAACGACAGGUCCUGGACUCAAGCAGCGACGCCCUCUUCGCUUACUUUAACAAUACUACCCAAGACGUUCACAUUUACGUACGUUACCUUCAGACCGGUCAAAUCGAGCGUAAAAGUCUCUCCAAGCAAGUUCGUCCGGUCGGGGGCAUUUCUCUCGGCGCUACAUUGUCUAUCCGAUAUGAGCUAGAAUCAGGUGAUCAUGGCUGGAGCGGUGACCUUCAAAUCACCGAGUUCAAGGCAUGUGUGGGUUCGAAUGCUAUUGUCUUUUCUACUAGGCCGGUUAAGGAUUCCUUCAGCAAGAUGCUACGCGACGACGACAACCCCUCAAGUUCUAUUAUACCGGGAUUUGAAUGCACGCUUUUGGGGCCGUCGACGGCAUUCUCCCACCCACCGAAAGUUGGAGAAAAGGUUCAGGUCGAGUACGACGGACUUUGGUACGAUUCGAGAGUCACGGUAGUGGACGGCGAUGAGAUCGAGUUUGUCGACUGGGACAGUGCACUGGAGCAAGGCCCAAUUGACGCUACAGAAACCCAGGACGAUCCUGGAUCGGAUGACGAAUAUGGGAGUGACGGCUUUUUCUUUCCUGAGGAGCAGUUGACGGAACUCGGAAAGGGCAUGCGGCGGCUGUGGCGACCAUGGCGGAGAAACAUCCAAAGGUACGACGUGCGACCUUAUCGUUGCUUCCAUAUCGGCGACACUGUCGAGGCACCCGUCAUGUACCCGGACUUCCGAUACCAUUACCAUGUUACCGACAACUCGGAACUGUACCUUCCUGCUCGGAUUGUCGACGUCCAAAGCGACUAUUGGUGGCUAGGGAGGAUACCCAAAGGUGAACAAAUAGACCUGGUGCCAGGAUCAGGCAUCAAGGUAGAGAAUCCGUUCGACUUUAACCGCGUGACGGUAGGCAUGGAUCGGGUACGUCCUUUCUCUCCGGGGCCACGUCCGGUUCUGGGUAUUCAGUCAGCGAAGCCGGCUGGGUGGAGUUCAUUUCAGGGCGUUCGUCUCUGCAAUCUCGAGGAUCUUUUGGAGCGGAGUCUUUGGGACAACUUGUAG